Daphnia pulex (common water flea) is the source of this 2765-nucleotide messenger RNA. RefSeq lists its product as uncharacterized. The transcript is spliced from 7 exons. The record is from RefSeq and is a predicted model, not a curated record. The coding region runs from base 816 to 1604 and encodes 262 amino acids. NCBI's taxonomy places the organism in Eukaryota, Metazoa, Arthropoda, Branchiopoda, Diplostraca, Daphniidae.
AGGAAAAAACAACAAGCGGCGAACGCUGGAAUUGAAUUUAAAGAGAGUAUAAGGCUAAGGGGUUUAAGGAUGAUUGCAACAGAGACGCCAGUCAAGAGAGCCUGUAAUAUCGAUUGGUUUUUAUAAAAGAAGAAAAAAAAGGACUCAAAGUAUAGACGAAUCUACUAGACUCGUAGUUACCUACAAUCUAUCAAGAAGAAGAAGUGCUGGUGGGAAAAAGAGGAAUUGAACAGCCGCCGAGAAAAGGUUUCCUUCUUUUUUUGUAAACAGCACGGACGCGUAUAAAAUGGGAGAGGAAUUAUAGUGAGGAGCAGACGGGAGCAUUGUGUGUGCGAGAGGUUGUUUGGAUCGAGCUACUACUACCAGCACUCGUCACUCUGGCCGCCCCCUCUUUUCUUUUUUCUACUUUUUUAGUUUCUUUUUUCGCUCGUCCCUGUUGAUUCUGCACACAGCUGCGCAAAGUGGCUGCUGCGCCACGACAUGGUCGGAGUUGAUCCCGAUGAGGAGAGAGCCGAGAGAGAGCAGGAAAGUUUAUAGAGCAUGACCCGAGACGACGGGCUAGCCAGUUGUCCCGCCACUCUGGCCAUGGACUGCUGGACCCGUACAAAUCCCAUACAAAGCAAAUAAAUCAAAUCCCUAUUGCUAUUCUUCUUCUUCCGGUGGUGCACCGUGUGUGAUCCUGGCAGUUGGGCAGGACGACGACGCAAAAGUCGAAAAUCCACUCCAUCAUUUGAUCCGUGAUUUUUGUUUCAAGUUUGUUUGCAUGCACGACUAGCAGCAGCGACUGGCACAGCACAAUUGUCAACACAAACCAAAUGGGCUCCUGGCUGGAACGAAUCUACGGCUGCUGCUCCAGCGCGGAUUGGUGCUGGUGGCCCAAUUCAAGCAGGAAGUAUAAUCCAGCGGCGGCAUCUGGCAGGGACGACGACGACGACGACGACGCCCUGAUUGAGGCGACGACCGGCAGCUUCGAAUCCAACAGCGGCAGCAGGAUCGCCAUGCUCUCCCGCGGCAAAAUUAAGUAUGUCAAGGCUGGAGUUGUGAACCACACGGGAUCCUCGCACAUUGGGAUUCCCAUCAUCGAUCCGCUGAUUGGCCAGGAUUACAACAACAGUAGUAGCGGCGGGACGCAUCGUCAGAAUCAUCAUCAGCGGCAGCAGCUGUUCACGCAACUUCAUCAGCACGCCCGGCUCCUGGUCAACAAGAACAUCUUUCAUUGGCAUCAACAGACGCACCAUCAGCAUCAGUGGUGGUGGGACUCGAGCACUCCGCCCUCCUCUGUCGAUCUCGAAUGGGAACACGAAGGUUUAAUGCCGCCGGUGAUGGAAUCGGCCAGCGAGGAUGGAGAAGCCGAAGCGGAGGACCAAGAUGAGGUGGAUUUGUACGAUACAGCCGAUGAAGGGGAAGCGGCCGAUGAAGGAACGAGAGCGACGGAUGUGAUGGCAAGGACGACAAAGAAGACUGCCGGCCCAAAUGAUCCGGUCGCUCCCCAUCGAUCCCCGUCACCUUCUUCCGCUUGCCACUCUCUCGAAUGGGAUUCCAACGGCGACGAUUUCUUCGGACACGAUUGCCGGACACACAACAUCAAGGCCUUUUCAUCCUAAAUGAUCCUGAAAUUUUUCCCUCUCUGUGUGUGUCCCCUCAAGAGAGCCGGGACGAAAAUCGGGAGGGACAGUGAAGAAGAGCACACAGUAAGGUGGAAAUAAAAAGAAAACAAAAAGGAAUAACAGAAAAGAAGGAAGAAGAAGAAAAGGGAUCAUGAGAUUUUCAAAUAUAUCCCAGUAGGGCAGGGGAGAAACGAGCCUGGAGGCAAAUCCAAAUGUCAUUUUGGAGGACCAAACACCAAAAAAAGAAAAAGAAAGCGAAAAUAAUAGAUGUCGACCUACACUACUACCGCGAGCUCCUUGUUCAAGGCGAGGAUCAAUAAGGCGCCAGCAGGCAUUAAAAGAGCGCUCUCUACUCGCUCCUUUUUUUUCUUAGGGAACAAUCGAUCCACGUUCCCGGCGUGUGAGAGAUCCGUCGGUACGUACGGGAGGGCUUCCUCUUGGCUUUGCACGCGGACAUAGAUGGCGACACUCGGCCUCGACGGCUCCUAAGCCCCCACCGACUGUACACACAACCCCGCUCGCUCCCGACAUCACCCAAAUAGACGAGUGAACGGCGAUCAAGCGAUUCCAAGGCCUUAUGUAUUAUUUUUGGGGGUUGUUGUUGUUGCUGUUGUCUUCGUCUCUCAUCUCUCGUGUUAUCAUCAUUUCACUUGUGUGUCUUUUUACUGUACACGUCUGUCUAGUUGUCUUCCAUCUCUUCACCCAGAGGUAUUUAUUAAGGGAUGUUGUACAGACUUGUGUGUGAGCAACGGUGGGAAGAAAUGUGACUGGCGUCGGCUGGUGUGAGCGGAAGCAGCAAAUCGUCUUUCAAAUGGUCAUAUCAUCAUUUCGCGGCAGCGUUCAAAGGCUCCUCCCGCGCUCUGAUAACAGACGAAUCUUGAACGCGCUUGUUUAGGAUAGCACGAGAGAUAUCCCGUAUUGUAUUGCAGUGUGUCUGUCUGUCUGUGUGUGUGUGUAUAAUAUGUGUGGAUUGUGAAUGUGUGUCGGGAUCAUGUUGUUAUAACCCCCCACCCACCCCACGUAAUCGAUUUUUCAUCAAUCUGGAGCGGAUGGUAAAAUGUCAACGUGUACAUAGGCAACGUGCGAGAAGGGCGUCUCUUAUCAUCUUGUUACUGUCACCUCGUCUUGAAUAACGCAAAUAUAUCUGAAUUUGAGCCA